AUGGAGUACAGAGGAGAAGAGGGACGACCCCGAUUGGAGGUUGGCUUGCGUGAUAUUCCGAACGGUCCUCUCUCCCAAAAAACUCGACCACCUUCGUCGUCGUCCUCCAUGGUCACAAGAACGGUCCUUAGCCGUGCGCUCAGGAGCGCAACGCGCAGCCCGCGAGCUCUGCGCGGCUUUGCGACAGCACACAAUGCCUACCCCAUUACUGAAAUCUCCACACUUCCCAACGGCCUGACUGUCGCCACAGAGUCCCACCCACAUGCUCAGACAGCCACCGUUGGUGUCUGGAUCGACGCCGGCAGUCGUGCAGAGACCGACAAGACGAACGGGACAGCUCACUUUCUGGAGCACAUGGCGUUCAAGGGAACCAACCGCCGGUCCCAACACGCGCUGGAGCUCGAGGUUGAGAACCUCGGUGCCCACCUGAACGCAUAUACCUCGCGUGAGCAGACCGUGUACUAUGCUAAGAGCUUCAGGAAGGACGUCCCCGUGGCGGUGGACAUCAUCAGCGACAUUCUGCAAAACUCUAAACUGGAGACGUCGGCGAUCGAGCGGGAGCGGGAUGUCAUUCUGAGGGAGCAGCAGGAGGUUGACAAGCAGCUAGAAGAGGUCGUCUUCGACCACCUGCAUGCCGUUGCUUUUCAAGGGCAACCUCUGGGACGCACCAUCCUUGGCCCAAAGGAAAACAUUCUGUCAAUAAAGCAGGAUGAUCUUUCUUCCUACAUCAAAACCAACUACACCGCCGACAGAAUGGUGCUCGUUGGGGCCGGUGGAGUGACACACAGCGAGCUCGUCAAGCUCGCAGAGAAGAACUUCUCUUCCCUCCCCGUCUCCUCCAACCCUAUUCCCCUCGGUCGCCUCUCCCACCCGAAGACUGCUUUCAUUGGUUCGGAAGUUCGCAUUCGCGACGACGACUUACCCACCGCCAACAUCGCCAUCGCCGUCGAGGGUGUCGGCUGGAGCUCGCCCGACUACUUCCCGAUGAUGGUCAUGCAGAGCAUCUUCGGCAACUGGGACCGUAGCCUCGGCAGCGCUUCCCUGACCUCUUCCCGCCUCUCGCACAUCAUCUCCGAGAACAACCUUGCCAACUCAUUCAUGUCCUUCUCGACCUCCUACUCGGACACCGGCCUGUGGGGUAUCUACUUGGUGUCGGAGAACCUGAUGAACUUGGACGACCUGACGCAUUUCACGCUGAGGGAAUGGACGCGCAUGAGCAUUGCGCCUACGAUUUCAGAGGUCGAGAGGGCCAAGAGCCAGCUCAAGGCUGGUCUGCUUCUCGGACUUGACGGGACCACUGCCAUCGCCGAGGACAUUGGCCGUCAGCUCGUCACCAGCGGCAGGAGGUUCACCCCCCAGCAGAUCGAGAGCGCCGUCGACGCUGUCACUGUCGAUGAGAUCAAGCGGGUCGCCCAGAAGUAUCUGUGGGAUAAGGACUUCGCUCUUGCCGGUGUUGGAAGUAUUGAGGGUCUCCUGGAUUACAACCGCAUUCGUACGGACAUGUCGUCCAUGAUUUAUUGA
Messenger RNA from Cyclocybe aegerita, 1521 nucleotides. The record is from the annotation of a GenBank genome assembly. Lineage: Eukaryota; Fungi; Basidiomycota; Agaricomycetes; Agaricales; Hemipholiotaceae.